AUGAGGAGCUUCACCUUGAUAACAGCUUUACUUCUCUGCAGCCUCAGCUCCGUCUCAGGUUCUGAGUCUCACACUGUGGAGGUUCAGUCUGGUGAUGAAGUCACACUGACGUGCAACAACAUUACCAGCCGUCCAGCUCAUACGGAGUGGUUCAGACUGAUCAACAGAACCAAGCCCAGCUGUAUCUCCUAUAUGUACUGGGAUGAUGAUGAAGCUUCGUUCUGUGAUGGAUAUCAAAAAGAAAAAUUUGAAAUGAGCUCCAACAUCUCCACUGUCUUUCUUAAAAUCAAGCGAGUGGAUUUAUCUGACUCUGGACUGUAUUUCUGUGGAAUCUACGUGAAAGCACAUACCGUCAUUGCCGAUGCAACACAUUUAAUCGUUCAAGAGAAGUUUGAUGGAAUGGCACACCUAAUGAGUUUGAUCCUGGGUGGUCUGACCGUUUCCCUCACCAUAGUCGUCGUUGUUCUGGCUGUUAAAGUCAGGAAACUUCAGACAGGUACAGCAGAUUUACAAUUUAAUCUGGGCUCUGAUGAGCUGAACUCUGCAGCGCUGAGGUUCCUUCCGGAGACAAUGAGGAACAGGAGGCCUGCAUCAGAGAGAGAAGUGGAGACUCGUGUUGUUUAUGCAGCCAGCAGAUAGACUGUAUUGAGGCGUUAAUGCAAAUUUGUUUUAACACCACUCAUUUCUUUAACGCAUUAACGCAAUCGAUCUUUCGGAGGUUGUAGCGAGCUCAGUUUUUACAGCUACAGAGCUAUGAAAGAAGAUACUGAUAUCAUUAGAAACUACAAAACCUUAGGAAUCCAUCAGUACCAACCAUGUCAUA
Messenger RNA from Sebastes umbrosus (honeycomb rockfish), 823 nucleotides. RefSeq lists its product as uncharacterized. Gene Ontology annotation, biological process: response to bacterium. Bases 1 to 639 code for a protein of 212 amino acids. The transcript is spliced from 4 exons. The record is from RefSeq and is a predicted model, not a curated record. NCBI's taxonomy places the organism in Eukaryota, Metazoa, Chordata, Actinopteri, Perciformes, Sebastidae.